GAUGCCGCUCGGGAGCGGCAGCGCCGUGUCAUUGUCCCGGCAGGUCCAGGGCACCGGCGGCAGCAGCGCCGUCAGCAAGUGCUCGGCGGCAGCGCGGGGCUACAUCCAGGACCGGUUCCUGCGGCUUUUGGCGGGGCGGCGGCGGCGGCGAGCGCCCCUUAUCCACCGGGGUUAUUACAUCCGUGCCCGUGCUGUCGAUCACUGUGUUCAGGACUUCCUGCUGAAGACACAAAACCUACCCAGGACACAGAUCCUGUCUUUAGGUGCUGGCUUUGAUUCCUUAUACUUCCGUUUGAAGGAUAUGGGUCUUCUGCAUCACACUGUGGUAUAUGAGGUAGAUUUCCCAAGUGUGGCAUGCCAAAAAGCUACGCUGAUCAAAGGAGUGAAAGAGUUGUCAGCACUGGUGGGAGACACUGGAGGGGAAAGAUCAGGAGCCAUUACCUUUUCUGGAGAUGAUUAUAAAUUACUGGGAGUGGAUUUAUCAGAGCUGUCUGAGCUGGAGAGAAUCCUGGAGGAAGCAGGACUGAACAAUGAAAUCCCCACCCUCUUCAUCGCCGAGGUGGUGCUCACCUACAUGGAGAGCACCAGGUCAGAUGCCUUGAUCCAGUGGGCAGCAGAGCAUUUCCCUCAGGCGUGCUUCCUGCUGUAUGAGCAGGUGCACCCAGAGGACCCCUUUGGACGUGUCAUGCAGCAGCAUUUCAGGCAGCUGAGCACUGCGCUGCGCUCGCUGGCACAGUACCCUGACUGCCAGGCUCAGCAGAGGCGCUUCCUGGGGAAGGGCUGGACUGAGUGCAGUGUCAUGGAUAUGAAUGAGUUUUUCACCUGUUGUAUUCCAGAAGAUGAGCAGCAAAGAGUGCAGACUCUGGAGCCUUUUGAUGAGUAUGAGGAAUGGCACCUGAAAUGUUCUCAUUACUUUGUGUUGGCUGCAUCAAAGGGGAUGGAACCUUCCUGGACUCCGUUGUCACCCAGUGUGACAGUUCCUCGUCACGCUGGUCCUGUUGGGAUGGCAGGGAGUGUUCCUGCAGCAGUGUGUGCAAGGCUGUCAGGAAUUCCUGGCCUGAGACGUUACGGUCACCACUCUGUUCUUAUAAAGCCCAACAUGAUUCUCACCACGGGAGGCUUUGGGGAGGAGGGUGGACAACACUGCCGCGUGAGAAAUUUCCACGUGCUGAGUAAGCAUGCAGGCCACUGGGAAGCUGUCUGUGUGACACAGAAUAUUCCUGAUAAAAGAUGGGGUGAGAGGUUGUACCAUACUGUGUCUUGUCUCUCGGACACUCUGGCUCUGGUGCUAGGAGGACGAACAUCCCCAUCGGGCACAGGCUUGGGAAUGUUGUGGCUGAAGUUCCCCAAAACCUGUGGUGCUUCAGGCCCGGAUGAUGUUGCAGUGGAGCUUGUAAGUCUGCAGCCUGCUGCUGAAGCAGCAGCUUUGCGUUGGAGACACAGCACAACUGAAAUUACAUUCAAAGGUGAGCAGUACUUGUUUGUGUAUGGUGGCCGCUCUGCUCUGGAGCCUGUGCUCGGCGAUUGGCAUUUCCUGCACGCUCCAGAACUCUCCUGCACUGCGAUUACUGUUGAGGGUCCAGUCCCAGAAAGCCGCCACUCUCACAGUGCCUGCAGCUGGGAAGGAGGUGUUCUGAUUGCAGGAGGUCUGGGAGCAGCUGAGCAGCCCUUGGGUUCAGUUUUCCUUCUGAGGGAGCUUGAACAUGGCUUUCAGUGGCAGACAAUAGAGACACACCCUCCUCUUGUCCCAAGGUAUUCACAUACUGCACAUGUGCAUGAAGGAAAGCUUCUGCUUGUUGGUGGAGUGUGGUUUCAUGCAUCCUCUGUGCCAGGUGUCACUGUCAUCCACUUAAUGACUGGUCUCUGCUUGAACUAUGUGAUUAAUGUGGAGCACCUGGAGUGGCCAUUAAUGCUACAUAAUCAUAGCAGUGUCUUUCUGCCACAUGAGAAGGAGCUGUUGGUUAUAGGCGGUGGUGGAAACUGCUUCUCCUUUGGGACACACUUGAACCCAGAGCCUGUCUUGCUGAGCCUCAGCAGCAUCCUGACCAGCCACUGAGUAGGACCAAGCAGGGCUGAACCCUGCUACUGCUCUGUGGGGACACAUCUGUUCACUCUAGGUCCAAAAGCAGCACAACAUUUCCACAAAGGCUUUGUAUCCAGAAUGCAUUUGUGAAGGUGGGAUCAGGAGCGACAGUUACAGCGAGGGAUUCACACCUCACUGGCUGUUGUGUUUUUACAGCUCUUUGUGUUGCUGUAAAUAAAGUGCCUCAAAAGCUGGCAGCAGUAGUCCUUAGAGGUGAAGAACAGUGUGGUUUGGGUUGGAAGGCACUGUAAAGAUCAUCCUGUUCUACCCCCUGCUAUGGGUAUGGAAACCUUCCACUAGACCAAGUUACUCCAAGCCCCAUCCAACCUGGCCGUGGACACUGUCAUGGAUUGACCCUGGCACAGUGCUAGUGCCCCCAUGAAAGGGCCCAAAACUGAACAUAGGAUUCGAAGUCCGAACUCACCAGUGCCCAGCACAGGGGCAUGAUCACUGCCCUUGUGUCUUGGAGGCUCAUGAAACUGAGACAAAUCAUCUGUUCAAAAGAGAUCUAUUUUAUGAAGCAGUUAGCCUCCUCCUGCUCCCAGCAAUUACAGAUCCAACAACAACUGAAAACAGGUUCAUGAUGUCAAAUGAAAUUGUUACCACCUGACUGACUUAAAGAAUCCUGAAGGUUUCAGCAGGGCACUGUGGAAUGUGUGGCAGCAAGGGCUCUCCAUUGGCCUCCUGUGGGCUCCUUGAUAUCCAGAAGGGGGAUCUGAGUGCCCCAGGAUAACACACAGAGGGCUCUGUCUGCCCCACACUGUCACAAAGGGAUUUCUGACUGCCCCACACUGUCACAAACAGGGCUCUGGCUGCCCCAUGAUGUCACACAGGAGACUCUGCCAGGCUACAAAAGGGGCCCCACAGGAGCAGACAGUGCUGGGCACCACAGCCUGGCACUGUCCCGGCAGACAACAGCCUCAGCCUCUGUCACCCCAGCAGGUUGGAUUCCCCUCACUGGGAUCCUGCAGGUCUCUGGGGAGCCUCUUCACCAGCCUGUGCCAGUGACAGGGACGGUGCCAUGGCCUUCCUCAACAUCUUCACCGUGGGUGAGCUGGUGGCAAUCACGAUGGUGGUCCUGCAACUCAUCCUGGUCAUUGUCAUGCUACGGGACAAGUGUCUAUGGAGGAUCCGUCAGAACCCAAAGCAUCCGAGCGCAGCGAGAGGCCGGCUGGAGGGGCAGAGCAGUGUGGGCAGCGCACGGGGAUCAGCACAGACGGGGCUGCCCCGUGGCAGCUCCCCACACGGUUCCGUGAGCUCCAGGAGGCGUUUCCCCAGGUUCAUCCGGAGCUGCCAGGACUCCCAGGCGCUCUUCGAGGAGCACCGCAAGGAGCUGGAGGCACAGCUGUCCCAGUGGCGAUGGGGCCGGGGGAGCGGCAGGGUGGUCCAGGCUGAUGUGCAUGUUACGCCGAGGCUGCUGGGGGCCAGAGAGCAUCGCCAGUGCCUUGAAGUGGAGUUGGCAAGGCCAGACAUGUACAAGGUGACAGAAGAGAACAAACCUAAGGACAUAAGACGAUGCAGUAGCAACAGCUCCGUGAUGCUGCAGCGCAGAAGAUCUGUGACGAUUGCCAGGUUGCUCCCUAGACUAGUGGUGAUCAUGAAUCCCAUUGUAUUGGAAAGCAGCUGCAGCAGCAGCAGCAGCAGCAGCUCAGUGGAGCUGGAAUACAGCACCAGCACUGCUGCUGGAAGGUUCCUGGGGCAGCUUCAUGCCCACCUUCGGAGAUACCUGGAAGCCUGGCAGACGCGCCAUGGGCAGUGCCGAUGGUGCUUCAGCAUCCGCUUGAAGCCUCAGUGGUGGCGGCGGUGCUGGACUCAGUUGAGAAAAAGGGUGUAGUAAGAAUGAGUAGUCAGGGAUGGGGUAGGGGAGAAGGGGGUUUCAGGAACUGCCUGGGACAGCGCACUCCCUGAGCCUCUACAGAUCCCCCUAUAGAGUCUUCCUGUCCUCUGGCAGAUCCUUUACAAUUUGGCUGAGCGUCUCCUCCAAGUCAUUGGUAGAAACAGGACUGGUCUCAGUGCUGCCCAGUGGAGCCCCACUGGUGACUUGAUAGCAGCUGAAUUAAACUGUCCCCUACCACUCUCUGAGUCUGGCCAUCCAGACCCUUUUUUACUGUGAACAGUGGACCUGUCCAAGCCAUGGGCAGCCAGUUUCUCCACAAGAAUGCUUUGGGGAAUGGUGUCAAAGGCUUAAUAAAGGCCCAGGUAAACAU
This is a messenger RNA of Onychostruthus taczanowskii (white-rumped snowfinch), 4290 nucleotides long. RefSeq names its product leucine carboxyl methyltransferase 2 (gene LCMT2). The record is from RefSeq and is a predicted model, not a curated record. The transcript is spliced from 15 exons. Gene Ontology annotation, molecular function: tRNA methyltransferase activity; protein binding. Lineage: Eukaryota; Metazoa; Chordata; Aves; Passeriformes; Passeridae. Gene Ontology annotation, biological process: wybutosine biosynthetic process; tRNA methylation. Bases 2 to 2056 code for a protein of 684 amino acids.